CGUUACUCGCUGGAUAAAGAAAGUCAGUCAGUGCGUGGUAAAGACAAUAAAUUAUUGGAAUGAGAAAUUUUCUGUUCGGUUCAAUAUUAUUGGCAAUUAGUGGUGCUGGGUUUUGUGCAUUAUAUCCAAGCAGCUUCCCACGUUGUCAUUAUGGAGAAGUAGAAUGUAUCACAAAAGCAUUUAAUCAAGUAUUGAAAUUAGGAAAAGAUGGAAUUAGUGAAAUUAAUUUACCAUCGUUUGAGCCUCUAAGAGUGGCAAAGGUUGACAUCAUACAAGAUACAACAAGCAACAUCGCAAUAAAUCUUGUUCUUCAUGACGCAGAUAUUUAUGGAAUUUCAAAUGCAAACAUCUAUAGAGUAGUUGGCUUUGACAAAGAUAUCUCAAAAUCUAAGUUUGAAGUUAAUGCACUAAUUCCAAAGCUGAGAAUCACUUCAAAAUACAUCGUUGACGGAAAAGUUUUAAUUCUGCCCAUUACUGGAAGAGGAGACAGUAUAUUAAAUUUAGAUAAUGCUGACGUCAAAGUCAAAUUUAAGAUGGAACCUUUUGUCAAAGAUGGAAAGACGUAUACAAAAAUUGGAAAACAUAAAUCCCUUCUUAGCACAUCAAAACUGUCUCUUAAUCUCGAGAAUUUGUUUAAUGGCAAUAAAGCUUUAGGAGACAAUAUGAAUAAUUUUAUAAACGAAAAUUGGGAAAUUAUUUUUCAAGAGCUUAAACCAGCAAUUAGUGAGGCUCUCGGGAAGGUUCUUAUAGAUAUUGUAACGAAUUUUUUCGCUUCAGUUCCAUACACUGAUUUGUUCCUUGAAUAAAAUGCUCUUUAUUAAAUUCAAAGUAUUUUAAUAAAACUCGGAAACAUUUAGAAAACUAU
Chironomus riparius is the source of this 865-nucleotide messenger RNA. The record is from the annotation of a GenBank genome assembly. NCBI's taxonomy places the organism in Eukaryota, Metazoa, Arthropoda, Insecta, Diptera, Chironomidae.